This is a messenger RNA of Larimichthys crocea (large yellow croaker), 2613 nucleotides long. It is a transcript of the gene cdc42se1, whose product is annotated as CDC42 small effector 1. Gene Ontology annotation, molecular function: small GTPase binding. The record is from RefSeq and is a predicted model, not a curated record. Lineage: Eukaryota; Metazoa; Chordata; Actinopteri; Sciaenidae. The coding region runs from base 56 to 1531 and encodes 491 amino acids. Gene Ontology annotation, biological process: regulation of Rho protein signal transduction. Gene Ontology annotation, cellular component: plasma membrane. The transcript is spliced from 2 exons.
AUGACCAAGUUGACUGGAAUGUGACGUCACCGUGACGUCACAUUCCAGUCCUUUGAUGUUGGCAUCAUGUUGGUGUACACAGCUCUGUGUUCACUGUUGGACAGAAUUCAGGAGAAGACUGAAGAAGUUUCCAGUGAACAACAACAUGGACAGCAGCACAAAGGACGCCGGGACAGGCAGCAGCUGGGACAGGGACGGCCUCUACAGGAUGGAGAGACAUCUGGACACUCUGAGCUCUGAGCUGUCCGUCAUUAAAGCUGAACUGUGGUGCUACGAAAUCUGUGAGGAGGGACGAAGUGCAGUGAAGGCAGCACAGAGAGACGCCGUACAAAGAUGCCUGUUUCUGGAGGUUCAAAUGGAAGAGCUGUAUGAGAAGGUGAAGCAGAAGAGAAACCACGAAGCAGCCAUCGAGCAGCUGAGAGAGAGCCGAUCUCACAGACAAAGACUAGAAGAAGAAAUUCUGGAUCUGCAGGAACAGCUCAGAAAAGUUCCUGAGAUGACGGCUGAGGAGGUGAGGCUGCAAAACAAAGCCUUAGAGCAGGAAAUGAAGCUGUUGUUGGAGAAACACCGAGUCCUCAAAGCCGACAACGCAGAGAAGGAGAUGCUCCGCCUGCAGAACGAAUCUCUUCGUCAGGAGAUUUCAAACAUGGCAACGAUACAGACCCUGAGCCAGGAAAACAAGGCUCUGCAGCAGGACCUCCAGGAUCUACAGUCCAAGUACAGACAGGAGAACAAGUGGGAGCUUCUGUACACCGAGAGCGUCAACCGAGUCAACGCUUUGUCCAGAGACAACGAGGGGUUGAGACAUCAAAUCCAGAAGGUCGGUCAAAAGCUCCUGGUCACAAAAGGUCUGGAGGAACAACACCAAAGGCUGAAAGAUGAGGAGAAGGCUCUGACUGAACAGAACAAAGGCCUGAUCAAGACCCACUCAGAGAUGGUCAAGAGACUGAUCGUAGAAGAAGAGUGGAUCUAUAAAUGUCAUGUCGCGGAGAGGAAAAGGGAUGAGUUGGUCCAAGAAAACCAACAACUGAAGGAAAAAGUCAGAGACAAACAAGGCCGACGAUGUCUGCGCGACUUAGAGUUUGAUUUUAAAACUCUGAGCACAGACGAGAAGUUUCUGACUAAAGAGAGGAACUCUCUGAAGAAAGAAGUCCAGAUGCUGAUGAAACAAGAGGCCAAGGAAAAAGACUGGACAACCAAGACUGACUUGAUCAAAGUGAAGAACGAAGCUUUGAGCCGAGAGAUCAGGCAGCUCCACCAGAACAUUGAGGAGCUCCAGAGCUCGCUGUGUGGCGAGCAGACUCUGGAGAGCAUGUACAGGUCUCUGAAAAGUGACAAAGACGCCAUGAAGAAGAAAAACGAGGCCCUCCGAAAACAACUCAACAAGCUGAACAAGCAGAUGGAGAGAGAAAGACCUCUGGAGGCCAAAUGUACCGCGAUGACGGAGCAGAAAGAGAAGGUCAUCCGGGAACAUGAAGAACUCGUGAAGGAGAUCAACGUCGGGAAGGUCAAACUCGAAACUGCGGUGUGAUGUUGGACUUUCACGUCUGUUUGUACCAUGAAAUUAUGAAUUAUAUUAUUAUAGUUUCGAGGAGACAUCGUACAAACAUCGUACCGUCUUUUUCUAAUCGUGGCGUUGUGGUUUACUCCGGGAGCUCCGGUUUCCCCACACGUAACACGUAACACAUAACUUUAACAAACAAAAAAAUCCUUUACAAACUGUUUUUAUGGUUCCAUCGUACAAACAUCGUACCGCCUUUUUCUAAUCGUGGCGUUGUGGUUUACUCCGGGAGCUCCGGUUUCCCCACACGUAACAUGUAACACGUAACUUUAACAACAAAAAAAUCUUUCUUUACGAGACAAACUGUCUGUAAAAGUGUUUUAUACUUUUAUAAUAAACUUUAUUACAAUUUAUGUAAAUGAAAUGUGUCCAUGUGUUGAAUGUUUUGAAGAGUCUGGUUUAUUAGCACACAUCAAAACUUUAAUAAAACAUAAGAAAAAGAAAAUUACUGUAUUAAUUAGACUUUUUGCUGCUACACAGUUUGAAUUGUUGCUACUUUCAUGUUUAGUUUUUUGUACCAGGCUGUAAACAUGUUUAUUUCUGCUGUGAAGUUGGACAUUUGGACAUGGGGACUUAUGGAGACUGACUCACUUCUGGAGCCAGCCUCAGGUGGACGUUAGAGGAACUGACACACACACACACACACACACACACACACACACACACACAGUGGUGGAUGCAGUGCAUGUGUUCAGUCAGCAGGUGGAGCUGUUGGAGAAUAAACUGACGGAGCAGAAAGAGAGAAAGUGAAGUUCAGAGAAAAAGAGAGAGAGAGGACUUCCUGUUUGGAGCCACACCUCAGAGAGAGAGAGAGGGAGAGGGAGGGCGAGCGAGCUUCAUGAUUCAGUCUGCAGCCUUCAGCCUGACCGGAUCCUCUUCUUCUUCUCUGGUUGGACCUGGAGCUGUUCUGAUUGGUUCUCGUCCCUCUGAGGAUCUCUCCUGUUCCUCUCGUGGCGUACAGUUCUGUCUCUGGUCGGAUAUUUUGGGGUUUUUUGGGUUUUUUGGGGCUUCUGGUCUGUUUGUUGCUGCUGGUGCAGUUUUUGUCUGAAUGC